Molecule: messenger RNA, 3269 nt
Organism: Scatophagus argus
Lineage: Eukaryota; Metazoa; Chordata; Actinopteri; Scatophagidae
Product: high-affinity choline transporter 1-like
Exons: 8
Coding region: 1143-2822 (559 amino acids)
Biological process (GO): transmembrane transport; choline transport; acetylcholine biosynthetic process
Cellular component (GO): plasma membrane
Molecular function (GO): choline:sodium symporter activity
Source: RefSeq, a predicted model, not a curated record
UUCUGAUCACUUAAAGCAAAUGACUAAACAACCAGUCCACUAGUGGACAGAUUGUUGUAGCUAUAUGGUAUGUACUGCAUUAUGGUAAGAAAGAGGGUUUUUUCUGUAAUACUGUUGGCUCUAUUAUGUGGUUUUAGUGUGCUGUAUUCUGUAAGACUGUUCAUGUUUUACUUGCAUCCACUAACACCAGCCACAAUCAGUUGGGGAGAAAGUAUUGAGAUCUUUUAUUCAAGUAAAACUGUCAAUACCACACUGAAAAUACUCCAUUGGAAGUAAAAUGUUAGCAUUAUUGGCAAAAUGUACUAUACUUUGUAGUAUACUUGUAGUUGUAGUAUACUUUAUAUCAUAGCAUUAUCCUCCUGUGAGAACUAUGGAUCUCAACUUUCAUGGGCUCAGAAAAACAGUCUGUUUUCAGUUUUGUAAUCCAUCGUACAGUUAAUCCAAGACUGUUUUUCAAUUGUUUAACUAGCCCAAGAACAUUUUCAAACAGAUCAACAAACACAUCAUACUUAAGUUUAUCAGGAAAAAUUGAAAAUGAUCACGUUUAGGUACAUGGUUUUCACUGGACAGCAAGAACAUGAAACAUUAUAACCUGAAAAGUAACUAGUGACGAAAACUGUCAGAUAAAUGUGGUGGAGUCAAAAGUACAGUAUUUGGCCCCUGAUUCAUGUACUGAGCAGCUGCUGUUUAGUAGGUACCUUCCUCUUGCUGUACUGCACAGGCAAGUAGGGGAAAGUGUGUGUAUGGAUAUAAGGCAAUGGCUAUAUGUACAGGCCCCUCAUCAAGAGGUGUGGGCUGUGUCUGACAAGAGAAAGCAAAGAAAGCAAGGACAGAGGAGGAGAAAACAGAUCAGAAAUAAUCUGACGCAACCCAGUAGCCCUGACAUGUCCUCACUCCACCCUUGAUGCCCUCUAUAAGUAAAGCUUUGCUUUGGAAAUGUAACUUCACCUCUUUCUAAAUUUUGCUUAUGUGCUUUCAAAGUACAUCAAACCUCCUGUAAACUCAGAAGUGCUUCAAAAACAUUCCCCUUCAGGUUCCUGACCUUUGUUCUUGCAAACUCUUGGUCCACGUACAAUAUCUGUAGUAGUUGUCCAUUGAGCCUGUCUGUCUUUGCAGGCUGCACUCCACAGUGGUUGACCACCAUGGCUCUGAACAUCCCUGGUGUGGUUGCGGUGGUGCUGUUCUACAUGCUGAUUCUGGGUACAGGAGUAUGGGCCGCCAGAAAGUCCCGGAAGGCUGAGAGAAAGGGCCAGGGAGACAGGACUGAAGUGGUGCUCCUUGGAGACAGGAAUAUCAGCUUGCUGGUUGGGAUUUUCACCAUGACUGCUACGUGGGUCGGGGGUGGAUUUAUCCUGGGUGUUGCUGAGGCGGUUUACACUCCUAAAAUGGGCUUAGUAUGGGCUCUCAUGCCUAUACAAUACUCAGUGUCCUUCAUAAUAGGUGGUCUAUUCUUUGCCAAGCCAAUGAGAGAUAAAAAGUAUGUCACCAUGAUGGACCCAUUCCAGAUAAAGUAUGGCAAUGUGCUGAGUGGUGCUCUAGUGCUGCCCUCUCUGCUGGUGGAUGUGCUGUGGGUGUCCUGCACCCUGCUUGGCUUAGGAGCCACUAUGAGUGUGAUACUGGACUUACCCUAUGCCUAUUCCGUUUGGAUCUCAUCAGCUGUUGCCAUUAUCUAUACUUUGUUGGGAGGUCUUUAUUCAGUGGCCUAUACUGACGUCAUCCAGCUCUCAUUAACGUUCCUCAGUUUGUGGUUGUGUAUCCCCUUCAUACUGCUCAACGACGCAUCUGCAAACAUUACCCAGACUGCUUUUAACAACACGUUCCAAGAACCCUGGAUUGGCACUCUGGACCAGUACAACGUCUGGAAGUGGAUUGAUGACUUCUUAAUGCUUGGUCUUGGUAGUGUUUCAUUUCAGAGCUUCCACCAGAGGACGCUGUCUGCCUCCUCACCACUAACAGCCCAGUUAACCUGCUAUGCUGCUGCUGUUGUCAUUGCCAUACUGGGAAUCCCUCCUGUACUGGUUGGUGCUGUCGCUGCUUCCACAGACUGGAACUUAACACUGUAUGGCUCUCCAUCGCCAUAUGAACGUGGGGAGCACACCUUUGUCCUCCCUCUGGUCCUGCAAAACCUCACUCCAUCUUACAUCUCAAUCAUUGGAAUUGGAGCUGUGGCUGCUGCUGUUAUGUCAUCCACCGACUCUGGCCUGUUGUCUGCAACUUCUGUUUUCUCUUCAAACAUCUACAAGAACAUCCUGCGUAAACAGGCAUCAGACAAUGAAAUGCAAUGGGUAAUUCAGGUCACGGUGGUGGUGGUGGGCCUGGUUGGGACAUCCAUAACGUUCUACACCAACAGCACCCUGAUCCUCUGGAUUCUUGGAGCAGACGUCUCAUACACCCUUACGUUCCCCCAUCUGGUCUCCGUGCUCUUCUUUAAAGUGACUAAUGGUUAUGGUGCCCUGGUGGGUUACAUCAUAGGGCUGACUAUAAGGAUUUUGUUGGGAGAAAACACUUUAGGCCUUCCUGUUGUUCUCCAUCUUCCUGGCUGUACACUGGAAGAUGGUGUCUAUGUCCAAAAGUCCCCCAUCAGGACAAUCUCCAUGGUCUGCACUUUGGUAACCAUCUUGGUUUUUUCCUCACUGGCUUUGUUCAUGUUCAACCACGGCCUGUUGCCCGAGAGGUGGGACGUUUUCAAAGUAAAAGAUAAUGUUACUGUAUCGCCUGCGGAUGCCAUCACACAGAAAGAAGAAGCUGGAAGUGAUGCUGAGUGUGAUGAGAACGGAGAGGCAGUUGCCUUGCAGCCAGUGUUGCAGGCUAAUGGAUCGUAACCAUUUCCCUUUCCCUUUUGUUAAACUUGCAAGCCUAAAUUUUAUUAUGAUCUUAGUAAAUGUGUAUAUCAAGAGAAGUUGCAAGUUGUAUUUGCCCUUUAUUUUAAGCUCUUACUUUCUUUUCUGUGGUAAACACAAAAUGACUCAAAUAAUCUGACUAAAUACAAAAAGGUAUUAUUCUUUAAAGAGCUAAUAACUGGCUAAAUGAAUGAACAAUAUAGUAUGAGAAUACAAUAAAAUCAGAGUAGGUUCCGCAGGUGGUAUCUACAGAUGCCGAUAGUUUCCAUUUUGUUUGCUGAGAUGUGAGUUACAAUGGAGAGGAAGUGUUUUAUUUGUGCUCUUGACAUAGUAGAACCAGCCUCUGUUUCUGGGCAAUUCAUUUUGAACAGUUUAAUGAGAAGCACAGCAGAAUCAGUUCUCUCUUUUUUAAAUGUUAAUUUCCCUUUG